AUGGAUAACAGCCGCUUUUUUCCUUCUUCCUCUUCUCUGCUCAACCAGGAGCGCACAGAGACAGAGGAGGAGACGAACCCGUGGAACCUGCAGAAAAGGACCCGCAAGAAGGAAGUUGUUGCCUGGAUGGAGCGUGUUCCGCAGACAGAGUUCCCCGCCGUGUCGCUCACCGUCUCGCGGUACCACCGAUCCGAGACCUGUGACUCCUUCGUAGGCAUCCUUUCCCGCCGGUGCCUCAGCUUUUGUUGGGGUAAUAGGAUUUCUCACUGUCUCGUCGUGAGGCGCUGGACCGGUAUGUAG
This is a messenger RNA of Colletotrichum graminicola M1.001, 300 nucleotides long. RefSeq lists its product as uncharacterized. The record is from RefSeq and is a predicted model, not a curated record. The coding region runs from base 1 to 300 and encodes 99 amino acids. The transcript has a single exon. NCBI's taxonomy places the organism in Eukaryota, Fungi, Ascomycota, Sordariomycetes, Glomerellales, Glomerellaceae.